AUGUCCCUGACUUCCCUAGAGGAGACGCUGGCAAGCGAGGGUAUGGGCAGCAUGAUGAGCUGCUACUGCUUCAUUAACAGUAAAGAGAUAAAAAAGGAAAACGUGAGCCUGCUGCUGAGUCGAGCAGAUGAUAGAGUUAGAGGAGGUGCAGCUGCUAGGUGGCUUAAGAUACCAAAUGUAGGUAGCGCAGUUCUAGAAGACUGCCUCCAGGUUGGGCUCACACUACUUCAGUAUGCUGGCAGUCGGGGUGCAUCGGAACAUAUUUUACCUUUUUUGGAAGUAUAUCGAAUCUCCAUCCAAAGCUUUGCUAAUGCACGACCUUACUUGACUACAGAAUGUGAAGAUGUUCUUUUGGUACUUGGCAGGCUAGUGCUGAGUUGUUUUGAGCUACUGCUUUCAAUUCCUGAAAGUGAAUUGCCGCAUGAGGUGUGGUUAGGAUUCCAUCAGUCCAUACAGGAUUCACAUGAUGCUUUACUGGAAUUUGGGAAUAACAACCUCCAAAUAUUGGUGGAUAUCACAAGGGAAGGAGUAUGGAAAAAUCCAGUUCUUCUUAAAAUUCUAUCCCAGCAACCAGUAGAAACUGAGGAAGCUAAUAAAUUGAUUACACGAGAAGGGCCUUCCUUUCUGCAGAUGCGAAUAAAACAUUUGAUGAAGUCAAACUGCAUCCCACAAGCUACUUUCUUGUCAAAAUUGUGUGCAGAUUCUCCAGAAAUUGCAAAUGUUUCAUCUUUUCGCCAAGCCUACAUCACAUGUGUGUGUUCUAUGCUGCCUAAUGAAGACUCCAUUAAGGAGAUUGCAAAGGUGGAUUGCAAAGAAGUACUGGACAUCAUAUGUAAUCUGGAAUCUGAGGGACAAGAAAACACUGCAUUUAUUCUUUGUACAACAUACCUUACUCAUCAACUUCAAACAGCAAAUGUGUAUUGCUCUUGGGAACUGACGCUUUUCUGGAGCAAACUGCAGAGAAGAAUAGAUCCUUCUUUAGAUUCCUUUUUGGAGAGAUGUCGUCAGUUUGGCAUCAUUGCCAAGACACUACAGCAUUUAUUUUUCUUGAUAAGAGUCAUACAAUCUGAAGCAGAAGAAGCAGGACUUGCUGUGUCUGUUUUGUUAUGUGUGAGAGCCCUUCAGAUCAGAUCAAACGGAAGCGAUGAAAUGAAGACAUCAGUAUGUAAAACAAUUGCAUGCCUUUUACCAGAAGACCUUGAAGUUAGAAGAGCUUGUCAGCUCACAGAAUUUUUACUUGAGCCAACUUUGAGUGGAUUUAAUGUGUUGGAAGAGCUCUAUAUGCAACCAGAUCAAAAAUUUGAUGAAGAAAAUGCACUGGUUCCAAAUUCACUCCGUUGUGAGCUGCUGUUAGCUUUAAAAGCAUAUUGGCCAUUUGAUCCCGAAUUUUGGGACUGGAAGACUUUAAAGCGGCAUUGCCUUAAACUGUUAGGGAAAGUAGCUUCUGAUUCCGAGGAUGAUGCAAGUUGUAAUAUGUCAAUCAAUGAAACCGACAUGUUAGAAACCUUCUUUAGUGACUAUGAUGAGACAAAAGAACAUAAAUAUUAUGAUGGAAAAGACACAAUGAACCACCGUAAAGAAAAAGCAAGAAUAAAAAAACCAAUUGGUUCUUCAGAAAGAUACCAGAGAUGGCUUCAAUACAAGUUUUUUUGUGUGCUCUGCAAAAGGGAGUGUAUAGAGGCUAGAAUACUGCAUCAUUCUAAGAUGCAUAUGGAAGAUGGUGUUUAUACGUGUCCGGUGUGUACAAAAAAGUUCAAAAGAAAGGAAUUUUUUGUACCGCAUGUAAUGGAACAUGUUAAAAUGCCACCUAGUAGAACACACAGACCUAAAAAGAAAAUAAUACUGAAAAAAGAGAGAUCACCACAAAAGACAACAGCUUCCAGCAGCCCGCCCCCAGCAUUUCAGGAAAAGUCACAUCAGCCACAGCUGCCCGAAAAUUUUGAAAAUGACGCACAUGAAUAUGUCACGUUUAGCCAACUGGAAAAUUGCCAGCUACAAGACAGAGACAUCUAUCCAUGUCCCGGAACGGAUUGUUCUAGAGUAUUUAAACAAUUUAAAUACUUAAGUGUACAUCUGAAAGCUGAACAUCAGAACAACGAUGAGAAUGCAAAACACUACUUGGAUAUGAAAAACAGGAGAGAGAAGUGUGCUUUCUGUCGCCGACACUUCAUGACGUCCUUUCAUUUGCGGGAGCACGAACGUGUGCACUGUGGACCUCAACCGUAUAUGUGUGUCUCAAUGGAUUGUUAUGCUAGAUUUGGGUCAGUUAAUGAGCUUCUCAAUCACAAACAAACACAUGAUGACCUUCGUUAUAAAUGUGAGCUGAAUGGCUGUAAUAUUGUUUUCAGUGACUUAGGGCAGCUUUACCAUCACGAGGCACAGCACUUCAGAGAUGCAUCAUACACCUGCAACUACUUUGGUUGCAAAAAGUUUUAUUAUUCAAAAACUGAAUUUCAGAAUCAUCUUGCAGCACAUAAUAUUGAAGUGUCGAAUGGGGAAGUGAAGCAAACACUAAAACUUGAAGAGUCAGUUUCAAAAGACAAAUGCAGUUAUCUUCCAGAGUCUCAGCUGCUUGAACAAUCUGAAAAUUCCAGUCUGAAUGAUAACUUGGAUCCCUCAGGCUCUCAGGAAAUUCCACAGAUUAAGGAAGAAGCUCUCUCUGACAGUGAAGAUCUAGACAGUGAAAGUAAUUGCAGUCUUCCUUGUGGGGACCACAGCACAGAUGCUGCAGUAAACCGAGGCCAGGUGUCUCCUCUACUGAUUGAAACAAUGGCUCACAAUCAAUCAGUUCCAGGUUUUCUCAUGUCCCAGGAAGGAGUCUUCCAUCCAGCAGAUGUGAAGCAACAGUGUUCCAAUGUGGCGGUUUGCUUUGAUGAAAAAAAACUUUCCUGUGGUUUUGAAGGCUGCUGUUCCACACACAAAAAUUCCAGAAGUAUGCAAAAACACCUUCGCAGGGCUCAUCCAUAUAACUUUAAAGGUAAAAAAAAUAUGGAGAUGAAACCUAAAGACUUUCUCAAUCUGUUAAGUGAUGCUCAGGACAGUAAAUCCCCUACAGACAUUAAUACAGAGUUAGGUCAUAAUUCAGAUACAAAUGCUGACUCUCCAGAAAGCUUGUAUUGUACUAUAGAUGCUAAAGGAAGCAAUGGCCUGAAGGAAGAAGCUUGUCCUUCUUCCCCAGAAACAUCUUUUUAUGACAGUUCCAAAGAAUCAAAUAUUGAAGAUAACAUGUUGGAACUAAUGUUAGGCUUGAAACAUCUAAGCUUAAAAAAUUCUAACAUUCAGAAUUCUUCAAGACACAAGCCUUUUUUGGGCUCUUUACAGUCCUGUUCAUCUAGGGAUGCCAAGUGCCCUGAGUCAGUAGAUGAAACUACCUCAAAAUUUCAGCUUCAGGAGCAACAAGAUAAUUUACCCAGCCAGUACCUUACUCAACUGGCAGCUAAACCAUUUUUCUGUGAAUGUCAAGGAUGUACGUGUGAGUUUGUGACCAGAGAAGCUCUCUUAAUGCAUUAUGUCAAAAAGCAUAACUAUUCAAAGGAAAUGGUUCUUCAGUUAAAUAUGUUCCAGCAUCGGUACUCACCAUUUAAGUGUCAUAUUUGCCAAAGAUCAUUUACAAGAAAAACACACCUUCGAAUUCACUAUAGAAACAAACAUCAAAUUGGCUGCGAGAGGGUAGCUCACAAGGUAUGUUCUAAUGAAAAAUUUGAUCACGUAGGUUUAUGUACAGAUAACAUGCAUAAAAACAGCACUGUUCCAACACCUGUCUGUGCAACCAAGGUUGAGUUCGUUGAACAUUCAGACCACUCUGAACAGUUGUGUCAUCCUAAAAAGGAAGACUGUAGUUCCGAGACGGAUUUGGAGUCCAGUGAAGAGACAGACAAUAACGUAACAAGAAAAACAUCUAACAUAGCUUCUCUGGACAGUCAUAGGGAAGAACUGGAAGCAAGGCAGGGAAGAGGAAGCAAAAGAACAGUUGCUAAAGGAAACUUAUGUUACAUAUUGCAUAAGUACCACAAACCAUUUCAUUGUAUACAUAAAAGUUGCAACUCGGCAUUUACCAACCAGAAAGGUUUGAUUCGCCAUUAUAGAACCGUUCACCAGUAUAAUAAGGAACAGCUCUGCUUAGAAAAAGACAAAGCAAGAACAAAAAGGGAACUUGUCAAAUGUAAAAAAAUAUUUGCAUGCAAACACAAAGACUGUGGUAAGCGUUUUUUAUGUUCUAAAGCUCUUGCUAAGCAUUGUAGUGACUUCCACAAUGAACACUUAGAGGAUCAAAAACUGCUUUCUGAAGCUGAAUCUGCAAGAUUUGCUUGUAACCAACCCCACUGCCCUGCUGUAUUUUAUACCUUUAAUAAGCUUAAACAGCACCUAAUAGAAGAACAUGCCAAUGAAGAAAAAUUAAACAAAGAUUUUGAAAUCCAUUGUGACCUUAAUGGCUGUAAUCGAAUUUUCACAAAUUACAGUCACUACUCUCAACAUGUAUAUUUCCGACAUAGUGAAUAUUAUGAUAGUCUCUUUGGAAAUCAGAAAGAGGAGGAAGAUAAUCAAGAUAAAGAUAAAAAUGAACAAAGUUAUUUGAAGGACAGUUUUGACAUAAGCAAGCAGAAUGGGAAGCAGUUAAAAGAAAAAUCUAAAAGAAUUAGCAGAAGUAGAGAAAAGCAUUUGAUGAAUUUCAAAACAAAAGAGGAAGCCCUACAAAUGUGUGAAGAGAAGUCUAACCAGACCCAGUACCCUUGCAUGGUUCAGGGAUGUUUGUCUGUUGUCAAAUUGGAAAGCAGUAUCGUGAGGCACUAUAAGCGCACCCAUCAGAUGACCAAUAUGUAUAUAGAGCAACGGAUUCAGAAACUUGUUGUUUGUGUUAAAUGCGGCAUCAUGAUUGAAAAGCAGUCCUGCUCUGAAACAGCUUUAGACUUGGAUAAAAAAGGUGUCAAAGUUAAAGAGGACAAAUCAGCUAAUCCUGAGUACGUGCAGGAAAGCGAAAAACCUCUUGUUGCAAAUACUGACUGUGAGCGUCAAGAUGUAAGCAAUGAAGACCAAAAAAGAUGUCCGUCGAGUAGUGUGAGUUUUGAUGCGAGUGCCUUUAUGUAUUCAGGCACUUUAAAAUACAACCACAGUUCAAAGAACACCUCUUUUGAAGAGCAUAACAUCAGGGAGACAGUUACGUGUAAAACUGAAGAUUUUUCUGAAAAUAGCGAAAGAGAGAAUAGCUCUUAUUUCUCCAGUUUACAAUUAGAGUUGCCAAGAGAGAAGGACCCAGAAGGAUGUCAACAUAGCGCAGUUAAUCAAAAUGCAAAAAGAAAUGUACUUUGUGCUACAAAAGACAAAUUUCAGAAGCCUCCAGUGUCCAAACCAUUUGAUUUAAAGACGUAUAAACCAAUGGGAUUUGAGUCUUCAUUUUUAAAAUUUAUUCAGGAAAGUGAGGGAAAAGAGGACGACGAUGAUGAUGAUUUCGAUGAGGUGGUAGAAUGGGAGUCUCCUGAGCAGUUGCCGGCAGAUAAAACCUUGCAAAAAGAGGGAGACGGUCAAGGGGAUACACCAGUAAACAACUUUGUAAAUGACAAAAAUGUAGUCAUAACCCAAAAUAAUCAUGGGCAGCUAUCAGAAAUCCAGCCCUUGUUGUCAGAAUCGUCAUCUGCCCCUUCUUUAGAAAAUUUGAGGGCGAUCUUGGACAAGGCACUAACGGACUGUGGAGACCUUGCCUUAAAACAGCUUCAUUACUUAAGACCAGUAGUUGUUCUUGAAAGAUCCAAGUUUUCCACACCCCUCAUAGACUUAUUUCCAACAAAAAAGACAGAUGAGCUUUGUGUAGGAAGUACGUAA
Messenger RNA from Nipponia nippon (crested ibis), 5817 nucleotides. The record is from RefSeq and is a predicted model, not a curated record. Lineage: Eukaryota; Metazoa; Chordata; Aves; Pelecaniformes; Threskiornithidae.